AUGCCGGACGGGAGAAGUCAUAACUUCAACGGACGAGUACAAGGCGGUUCUAACGCCGAUAACGUGCUGGCCGAUUCUUAUGUGAAGGGCCUUCGAGGCGGUAUCAAUUGGACAGAUGGUUAUGCGGCCAUGAAGAGUGACGCAGAUGACUUGCCUUUUAAUAAUUUCGACCCGGAAGAUUUGACCGGGAGUACAAAGGAAGGCCGAGGCGCACUUCGAGACUGGAAACAAUAUGGUUAUGUCAGUCCGAAUUUCGGACGAUCUCUAAGUAAAACUGUCGAGUAUUCAUUAAACGACUUCUCAGUGUAUCAAGUAGCCAAGGGGGAAGCUCUAGACGACGCAAUGAAAUACCUCAAUGGUUCCGCGGGUUGGCAAAGGACAUGGGCCUCGGACGUAACGUCGCUGAAUUUUACAGGUUUCUUAGCGCCCACGUGGCCGAAUGGUAGUUAUCAGGACUACGACCCAAUAUCAUGCGGUGCCUGCGAAUGGAGUAGUAUAACCUACGAGGGUGUUCCGUGGGAGUAUAGCUGGACUGUCCCAUUUGACAUGGAAUCAUUGAUUUCUCGGAUGGGGGGCCCAACAAAGGCGGAGUCAAGACUGGACACCAUGUUUAUACCGGGCCUUGCAGGAUCGAAUGUAGGUGGGAAUGGCGCCGGUACGACUAUCUAUAACCCAGGAAAUGAGCCCAGCUUCAUGACGCCGUUCUUGUAUAAUUAUUUCCCAGAGCGGCAGCAUAAAUCAGUUCAGCGAUCCCGAGAGGUAGUAGAUCAAUUCUACAAUACGGGGCCCUCUGGAAUCCCUGGGAACGAUGACGCCGGUGCAAUGAGCAGCUGGUUAAUCUGGAACUUGAUCGGUCUCUACCCGGUUGUCACGCAACCGGUGUAUCUAAUCCUUUCCCCACGAUUUGAGAAUAUCACCGUGAGCGUUGGGGAGUCUGGCGCUGUUUUGAGAAUCAGAGCUACAGGGUUAGACGAGGGGCCGUAUAUACAGAGCUUGAAAGUCAACGGACAGCCGUGGAACCAAAGUUGGGUCAGCCACGAUAACAUAGUCCGACCUAACGGAGAGGAUAGCUUGCUCGAAUUUGAGCUCGGUGCUGAUAGGACUGCAUGGGACUCUGGUGAUGUACCACCUAGUCCUGGCCAUUAUGAAAUUUGA
This is a messenger RNA of Daldinia childiae, 1155 nucleotides long. RefSeq lists its product as uncharacterized. Gene Ontology annotation, biological process: glycoprotein catabolic process; protein deglycosylation; protein quality control for misfolded or incompletely synthesized proteins. The transcript has 3 exons. Gene Ontology annotation, molecular function: peptide-N4-(N-acetyl-beta-glucosaminyl)asparagine amidase activity. Gene Ontology annotation, cellular component: cytosol; nucleus. NCBI's taxonomy places the organism in Eukaryota, Fungi, Ascomycota, Sordariomycetes, Xylariales, Hypoxylaceae. Bases 1 to 1155 code for a protein of 384 amino acids. The record is from RefSeq and is a predicted model, not a curated record.